AAAAUGUCUCAGUUCUUAUAAAUUAGUUACAACAGAGUGCACUUACACAUGAACAGGCAACUGUGUUGGCUUCACUUACGUGUGUUAUUUUUAUUGACAAAUUCGUGAAACCAUAAAAGAUUUUAGUGCAGAAUUAAAAUUACUGAAUUAAUAUAAGCUUCGUUACACUAUGGAAAAGUUACACCAGUAUCAGGGAAUAACAGGGCGCUUUCAUCAAUUAAGGGACAAUAUUAAAGAAUUUUACCAAGACUUUGGUAAUGAAGAUUCGACUAAUAUACUACAAAGAGCUAAACAAACCGCUUUGGGGCAGCUUAAAGGAAACACAAGUGCCAAUAAGGAUUACUCACACAUAUUCAGAUGCAAAUCUCGCUCUGAGUUAAUACGUGUAUCUGCCGCAGUAAUGGGCAUUGAAUUUUCGUACGCGGCAGAAACAGCAUUUGUGUCUCCAACACUACUGAAAAUCGGAGUUGAGCAUCAGCAUAUGACAUUAGUUUGGGCACUAUCUCCUCUAGUCGGCUUCUUUUUAUGCCCAAUACUGGGAUCAUUUUCUGACCGAUGCAAGUUAAAUAUGGGACGACGACGGCCUUUUAUAUUACUUCUCUCUAUCGGAGUGGUUCUUGGACUUCUUUUGGUGCCAAAUGGUGAAAGUUUGGGUUAUUGGUUUGGUGACGAAAAUCAGUACCCGUCUAAUGCAUUUUCUGUAAGCAACAUUACACAAAAUGGGACUCACACGAUGCAUAGCUCUUCUAAGAAUUCCCAUCCUUGGGGAAUUUUUUUUACUGUUUUGGGAACAGUUCUCCUUGACUUUGAUGCUGAUGCUUGUCAAAGUCCUUCAAGAGCGUACUUACUAGACGUAUGUGUUCCAGAAGAUCAUGCCAAGGGUCUUUCUACUUUCACCAUUAUGGCAGGACUGGGAGGAUUUUUUGGAUAUUCAAUGGGAGGCCUUAAUUGGGAUGAAACAGAAAUUGGUCGCCGCUUGGGAGGACAUGUCAAAGCUGUUUUCACAAUAAUAACUUUUAUAUUUGUCGCUUGUGUUACAUUAACAAUUACCAGCUUUUCUGAAAUACCCCUUUGGGCACUAUCGAGUUCAGAAAACAGUCACUAUCCAAAGGAAAAAGAAGAGUCAGAAUUGCCUCUUUCAACUUAUGGUGCAGUUGACAUUGAAGUACCUAGCAUGCGCGCUGAAAAUAAGAAACAGCUUACGACUGCAACGACAGCAGAUCACAUCUCAACACUGAAGGAUACUGAUGAAACUUCAUUCACGGAAAUUCCAGACCAAUCAAGAGAAAAAAUUGAAGUGGAAAACGUACAACAGACUCAAAACUCCGUACAAAUAGAAUCAUUGUCACACUAUUUACUAUCCAUUAUAUACAUGCCAUACUCCUUGCGAAUGGUAUGCCUGACGAAUCUAUUUUGUUGGAUGGCGCAUGUUUGCUACUCACUUUAUUUUACUGAUUUCGUGGGCGAAGCUAUAUUUAAUGGUGACCCAAAGGCAACGGAAGGCUCAAACCCUCAGAUCCGUUACGAAGAGGGCAUUCGUUUCGGAUGUUGGGGAAUGGCAAUGUAUUCACUGUCAUGUGCUUGCUAUUCCCUUGUUAUAGACAAGCUUAUUCAACGAUUUAGGGCCAAGAUUGUAUACAUUGGAGGUCUUUGUUUCUAUUGUACUGGAAUGGCCUUAAUGGCCUUGACUCGAGCCAAAAUAAGUGUCAUACUAUUUAGCUGGACAGCGGGUGUUAUGUAUUCUACUCUCUUCACCAUGCCAUACUUACUUGUAGCACACUACCAUUAUCUGUCUACGUUUGAGUUAGAUGAAAAUGGACAAGCAAAACAUGGCUCAGGAGUAAGAGGCUUGGGCACUGAUAUUGCCAUUAUAAGUAGCAUGGUAUUCUUAGCCCAAUUCAUUUUAUCUAUGUGUAUGGGUACAAUUAUUAAACUAUCGGGUACUACAACAGCUGUUAUUUACACCGCAAGCUUUUUAAGUCUCUGUGGGGCAUUAUCGGCCACAAAGAUAAUGUAUCUGGACUUAUAAGUCUCAUGUAAAAUAAUAGUAUUUAAUGAUGAAAAUGUAGAGCAUAAAAUCCAAUACAUUUCAAAUUAUUUAUUAUUAAGUAAAUGUAAUAAAUUAACGUAUAUAACUACUACAUAAGAAACUAUCAAGGAAUCCGUAGCAUUGCGUGAGCGGAGUGGGCUAAGUGUGUUUGCUAGGACCUUGACUACUUCCUAUAUAAUCUUAUUUAAGGAUCCCUACUAAAAAUACAAGAUUGGGAACUAAUGGUUCAAAACAAACAGUAAACUCCAUGUAAAAAAUAGUAUUUAGUGAUGAAAAUGUAGGGCAGAUUAAUUCGGGCUAAUAUCCAAUGCAUUGAAAAUUAUUUACUAUUAAAUUAAUGUAAUAAAUUAACUUGCAUAUAUAAAGACUAUAUAAGAAACUAUACUACCAAACAAUGAAUAAGAGAUAUGUGCAUGGUUUAAAGGUUGAGUCACCAAAACACUAUGGGCUUUGUUGCAUUUUGCUUUGGCAUACACACACAAAGUUUUUAAAGAAUUUUAAAAUUCAUCUAACUUAUAUUUUUACAAUACUGAUUUACCGGUGCACUCUUAAAGUUAGCGGAUUAUGCACACAGUAGCUUUGUGUAGAAUUUGGCGGAAUACAAAAAUGUGUACCUUUCCUGUGGCUUUAUUUGCGAUAUAUUUAGAAAAAAGUCGAGGAUUUUGCAUUAUGGAUAAAAAAUAUAGCUGCAGAACAAUAGCCAUAGCGCGAGUUCACGCCUCGUCAGUUGAUCGAUUCAAGUCGGUGUCGGUUCAAGAAUGUGUCAGAUUGAAGAUAAAUUCCACGAUUUGCGAGAAGUGAGUGCCGUAACAAGACUAUUCAAAGGCAGGCGAGCCGGAUUGCCCGUGCCCUAAGCGAGGCUUUGACUAGAACGCGAAAUAUAAGGAAAGCAAAGAUGCGAGAAAGCGUCAGCAAACGCUGCUGCAAAAGUAUAUAUGUGCAUAUACAGGGGUGCCACAGAAAUCGCUUCGCUUGAAUUUCUCUAUUUGUAUUUCUUUAUUUGAUUAAAUACACCAAUAAAACAGACUUAAAACAUUACGAAUAUUACUUUCCCAUAAAGUUUGUUCUAUUUGUGAUCAGACUUCAUCCAAAUAAUUUAAAAUUAUACAUGUUAAGUUAAAAUAAGUUAGUUAAUCGUUAUCAUGUCCGAUGCCUGAUUUUUUAUGUAACGAUUCCGCGCAUAAUCAGCGGGCGUCAGAGGAUGUCACCUAGUUUGAAGAUAGGGCAGUAGUCUCUCAUUUUUUUAAGCCAUAUUCGGAGC
This is a messenger RNA of Drosophila obscura, 3311 nucleotides long. RefSeq names its product proton-associated sugar transporter A (gene lovit). Gene Ontology annotation, cellular component: membrane. The record is from RefSeq and is a predicted model, not a curated record. Lineage: Eukaryota; Metazoa; Arthropoda; Insecta; Diptera; Drosophilidae. Gene Ontology annotation, molecular function: sucrose:proton symporter activity. The transcript has 7 exons. The coding region runs from base 170 to 2029 and encodes 619 amino acids.